UGUUAAUUAGAUCAUGUCAGUGGACCUGCAGUAGUUAUUAUUUUGAUACCUGCAUUUUUGUUCAUCAUCUGAAUAUUGCCAUUAUCUUGGACAAACUGCGGACAACUUCAUCUCUGUGGUUUUGCUAAAUUUCAUCAUCACACGUCAAAAGACUCAUACACUUGGUGUAUACAUUCAAAUUAUUUUGCAUAAUUCAUUCUUUUAGUAAAUUAGAAAUCAUGAAACAGGAAGAGAAAAUUUUGGUUGGAGGAUGGGGCUAGAUAAGAGGGAAAGAUAAAUUAUUUAAAAAUUGCAGUAAGAAGGAGAUACAAAAAUGUAUCCUCUCUCAACUAUAAAAACAGGGAAACAUGAAAGCUUUCCUGUCAGUAUUGAUCUCUUUGUACUGUAAAAAUUCUUCUGUAUCUGCCCGCCCAUGUUCACCACAUUAUACAAAGAGCUCAAGACCAUGUCUGACUAUUUUUUCAGCAACCCUGACCCCAGGAAUUUAAAAGAAAAAAAUCUAUUAUUGUUGGCAGCAUGCCGUAGUAUUUUGCCAACAACUUGAGAUAGCAGGAUAAUGAAGAAAAAGUCUCCAAUUCCUUGCUUUUCUUUCAUGUAAUGCACCAACUAGAAAUCAUGCAUGCCUGCUCUUCCUUUUAUUGUUGAAAGAAAUAAUGGAACCUAGUAACGAUGAGGAACCUUGGGGGAAGCCCUUAGUCUCCACAUGCCCUUACAAGGAAAUCCUAACAUCCCCUUGUCACUAAAGGUAUCACAGAAUAAGAGGACUGGAAAUGUCCCUGGUGAUGAGUUCCAUACCCAUCUGUCGUCUGCUGCCAAGUCAAAGUAUGAUCUUAAAGCAUGGGAUAAAAUGCCGACAUUGUAAAUCACCAUUAUGUUGAGAUGUUCAAGACUGCGUUGUGUAGUGGAAUCUGGCCACGAUGUGAAUCCCGGGCAUUAUGGAGAGGUAACAUAGCUCAGUUGCCUUUUGUAGUGAGUGAGGCCUAUUGGAAGAAUAGGUUACAUCUAACAUGUGAAAUCAGGACAAAAAUGGUCAACAGUGAAGAGGAAACUGUCAACAGUUGAUGAACUGGCAUGAGAUUACAGGAUUUCAACAAAAUGGUGGACAGCUUGAUGUGACGGUCAACAGUUUUUGCAAAGUGUUGAUGAGGUGGCGGAACUAAUGCCACCUUGGUAUUUGGGUUGAAAGAGAGAAACAUGGCCAUUCUUAGGCGAAGUGAUUUUGGUUGAAGGCUUCUCUUGUAUGUGUAUCACAAACCCAUAUCCAGAAAAGAGAAAAAGAAAAACAAACACGAAGGAAACUUGUGAGAGAAAGUGAAGAGAAGGAGAGAGAGAUGGAGCUGUGAGCAAGCUCAAAGAGGUUUCAUCCACUGUAUAUGGUAUCAAUUUCCUUCUUCAGUUAGAAAGCUUGUGAGUAUGGAAUUCAGGGUAGAAGUUUAACCCAUUUGUUUGUGUUAAAAGGGGAAUUACAUGAAGAUUCUGAUUGAAAAGAGAUGGUUACUCAUUGCCUUUGAGGACUUCCUUACUUGCAAGAGGUGAGAGUUUUAUACCUGGGUUGGACCUUCUUGCUGGAACUUGAGAGUAUAUGUAUUAACCCCAUUAGUGUCCAAACCCUAGUGGAUUUUUGAGAGUAUAUGGCUUUUAAAGAAAAAAUUUGGCCACUAAUGGGGUAGAUGUUAGACUCCUUUGUGAAUUCUCGUAGAAGGGUUGCUGGAGUGCAUCCUGGUUGGAGAGGGCAUGACAGACAUGAUUCAAUAGAUUCUGUUAACAAUGAGGGGACCAAACAACAUUGGGAAAAAGGGACAAAACUCUUCUAAAGCAUUCUCCUUUUCCCUACCCUGAAGUACUUGGCCUAAUUACUUACAACCCCAUUGUGAAAUUAGCAAACCUGAACCCAUUUGUUUCUAGGCGAACAUAGUCAAGUUAAUCUAUUCAUGUUUGAGCUUGAGCCCCAUUUGUUGAUCUUUAAACAUCUAAAAAUCUUUUGUUAGAGGUAAUUGCCGAUUUACAUUCUUGGAUGGAAAUAUCACUUAAAUUGAUUGACUUCUAAUUCUUAUAGGUCCUAAACUUUGGUAAACACCUUCAAACAACAUGCUUGGAGAAAUAGGAAGAUUGAGAACAAAUACUUCUCUGGAGGUUGUAUGUAGCUCUAUAAUGCAAUACAUGAACUGCAGAUGGAUUUUGAGGCCAUAAUUUUAUAUCCUUGUGUAGCUCUACUAUCAAAAACAUGACUGCAGACAGACUUAGUAACCAUAGUGUUAGGACCCCUGUUAUUCAUACCUAUCAGAGGCGUAAAAAGAGGGGAGAAAUCAAGGGUAGCCAAGGAAAUUGACUAAGGGAUAGAAGAGUCCAAAGUUGGUUAGGGGUAGAAUAUUCCUUCACGUGGCUGUAACAUAUUGAUGAGAAGGUAUAUAAGGUGAGGGAAAAUGAGAGAGAAGGUGUGGAAAAUAUGGGCAAUUGUCGUGGGGAGAGAGAAGGCCCUCUCGAAUAGGCCGAUUGGUUGUUUUAGCUUUUUCUCAUCCUAGCAAUUGCUGGGAUCCUUGUAAACACUGAUUCGUUCUACUAUUUUAGUGUGGAAUUUAAUCCAAAAUAGUGAGUUCUAUCAUUCUGGUAUCAGAGCUUUGGUCCAUGGGUAUCUUCGUUUCUGAGAGAGUGGGGGAGUUGGAGGGAAAAUUGGAAACUUAUCAACAACAAAUGGAAGGGCGAAUGGAGGGAUUGCAAGUCGGGUUGGAUUCUAUGCGGAAUGAAUUCCAAAAGGUGCAUGACAUAGAAAAGAACACGACGAUGAUGUUGGACCAAUUCAACUUACUAAUAGAGAGGUGGGAGGUGCAGGAGAAGAUAUGAAAGGGAAACGAGGUGAGGAGAACAUACCCUUGGGUUCUUCUUUUACAGUGGAUGAGACACCGAGGUGGGAGAAAGAGGGAGAGACGAAGGCGGAAUGAUGGAGGGCUUCGGAAGACUGGAGACGAGAGGUCGACGCUUGGAGAUGCCACUGUUUGAGGGAGUCAACCCUGAUGGGUGGGUCUUUAGGGCGGAACGCUACUUCGCCGUGAACCAACUAUCGGAUGCGGAGAAGCUGGACUCGGCAACGCUCUGUUUUGAAGGAGUUGCUCUUGCCUGGUUUCAGUGGGAGCAAAGGCGUCAGCGUGUGAGGAGUUGGGAGGAGCUCAAAGCGAUGCUGGUCAAUCGAUUCCGAUCGACUCAAGAAGGCAUCGCAGAGGAGAGGUUCCUCGCGCUUAGGCAGAUGAGGUCCGUCAAGGACUACCGCCUUUGUUUUGAGACCUUAGCUUCAUCACUUGAAAGGCUACCAGAAGCAUUUCUGGAAGGUCACUUCCUAAAUGGCCUGAAGCUGGACAUCCGAGCGGAGAUGAGGGUACUGCGGCCAACGGGACUGGAGCGGAUGAUGGAGCUGGCCCAAAGGAUUGAAGAGAGGAAUCAGGUGGUUCGCGAAGGUUAUCUUGGAUCGGGCCCAACUCGGGUAUUGGCCCUUUCCAUCCCAGUAACAAACACCCAGCCGGUGAUUCGGCCCCCUCCACAAGCACCACCGAAGUUGGCGACACCCAGCACCGCCUUCUCGCAUCGGCCACCAGCCGUCGGUAAGUGGAGCAACCCUCCUUUUAAACAACUGAGUGAGAGCGAGUUGCAAGCCAAACGGGUGAAGGGUCUCUGCUUUCGCUGUGAUGAGAAGUACUCGGUGGGGCACAAGUGCAAGAACAAAGAUCUGCAAGUGAUGGUAAUCUAUGAGGAAGAAAGGGAAGAGGGAGAAGAAGAAACAACAAAGGCUGAAACUGGAGAGAAUUCAAGGGAACCAGAAGACACAGUCAAAAUAGGGGAAGUGGUGGAGCUAUCCUUGAAUUCUGUGGUGGGGUUAACACCUCCACAGACCAUGAAGAUCAAGGGAGAGAUUGAUGGUCAAGAAGUAGUGGUCUUAAUCGAUAAUGGGGCUUUUCACAACUUCAUAGCUGCUGAACUAGUGCAGAAGUUGGGGUUGUUUUGCACUCAAAUGAGAGGUUAUGGAGUGAUCAUGGGGUCAGGCAUGGCUAUUCAAGGGGCUAGGGUGUGUAAGGGGGUUACUCUGCGGUUGCAAAAUGUUGAGGUAGUUGAGGAUUUCCUACCAUUAGAGCUAGGAAGCUCCGAUGUCAUUCUUGGAAUGAAGUGGCUAGCCACACUUGGGGAGACCCAAGUUGAUUGGGGUUCAUUGGUCAUGAAGUUCAGAUCGAGGGGUAUGACAAUAACACUACUGGGGGACCCCAGCCUCAGCAAAACAUUGGUAACUUUGAAGUCAAUGAUGAAGGCUUUUCGUGAAAAAGGAGGAGUGUUGUUGGAAUUGGGAAGUUUGACAGCUGAAGAAAAGAAGGGGGAAGAGAUGGUUCUUGGGGAAUUACAGGACCCGCUGACAGAUUUUAAGGAGGUGUUUAAGGAGCAUUGUGGGUUGCCCCCGCACCGGGGGAGGGAUCACAUGAUUAUGUUACAAUCCGGAGUCCCUCCGGUAAGCGUGCGAUCUUACCGUUACCCCCAUCUCCAGAAAAAUGAGAUUGAGAAGCUGGUUCGAGAGAUGUUGGUAGCAGAUCUUAUCAGGCCGAGUAUCAGUCCAUUUUCCAGUCUUGUGUUGUUGGUCAAGAAGAAGGAUGGUGGCUGGAGAUUUUGUGUGGAUUAUAGGGCUUUAAACAAGGUAACAAUUCCCGAUAAAUUCCCCAUUCCUGUCAUUGAAGAAUUAUUGGACGAACUGUAUGGGGCUGCUGUUUAUUUUAAGCUGGACUUGAAAUCGGGGUAUCAUCAAAUACGUAUCGCACCGGAUGACAUUCCGAAGACUGCUUUUCGCACUCAUGAGGGUCAUUAUGAAUUCUUAGUCAUGCCGUUUGGCUUAACAAACGCACCCGCUACUUUUCAAUCCUUGAUGAAUGAGAUUUUUAAGGAGCACUUGAGACAAUUCAUUAUUGUGUUCUUUGAUGACAUUUUGGUCUACAGUAAGAGUAUGAGUGAACACAAGGAACAUCUAAGGUGUGUGUUAAGGGUCCUAACAACUCACCAACUGUACGCUAAUGCUAAGAGGUGUACGUUCGAACAGCGGGAUAUUGGGUAUUUAGGGCACAUCAUCUCCCAAGAAGGAGUGGCUGCCGAUAAUGCUAAAGUGCAAGUGAUGCUGGAUUGGCCCAACCCCAAGUCGCUGCGAGAACUCCGAGGAUUUUUAGGCGUUACGGGGUAUUAUUGA
This is a messenger RNA of Diospyros lotus (date-plum), 5209 nucleotides long. RefSeq lists its product as uncharacterized. NCBI's taxonomy places the organism in Eukaryota, Viridiplantae, Streptophyta, Magnoliopsida, Ericales, Ebenaceae. Bases 2936 to 5209 code for a protein of 757 amino acids. The transcript has a single exon. The record is from RefSeq and is a predicted model, not a curated record.